Molecule: messenger RNA, 426 nt
Organism: Striga asiatica
Lineage: Eukaryota; Viridiplantae; Streptophyta; Magnoliopsida; Lamiales; Orobanchaceae
Source: the annotation of a GenBank genome assembly
AUGGAUUUUUCAAAGCCCAAAAUCCGGCCGGCGGCCGCCAGACCCAAACCCAUCUCUCCCUGCAAAAAACACCCGAAACACAGGCAAUCCCCCGGAGUCUGCUCCCUUUGUCUGAACGAAAAGCUCUCGAAAGUUGCCAAUCACGGCCUUUCUAGAGGCUCGAAAGCUAUAUACUCGUGUCCUUCGUCCUCGUAUGCUUCUUCACUCUCGUCUUCCAACGCGUCUUCCUACUCGUCUCCCAUUGGGCGCUACGAAAAGUCGAGCGCGAGGUUUUUUGAGAAUGCGCCACACGGGCAGGACUCGUUCAAGAAGAGCAGGUCGAUGGCGUUCGUUUGGAGGAGAAGUAAAGACGGAGAAAUUCACAAGGGGUGUAAACAGACCGAGUCAAAAAGAGGAGUUUUGGAUGGAGCUAAUAUUCGGAGAUAG